Messenger RNA from Hyaena hyaena (striped hyena), 2868 nucleotides. It is a transcript of the gene CDC40, whose product is annotated as cell division cycle 40. The record is from RefSeq and is a predicted model, not a curated record. Gene Ontology annotation, molecular function: mRNA binding; protein binding. Gene Ontology annotation, cellular component: catalytic step 2 spliceosome. Gene Ontology annotation, biological process: mRNA splicing, via spliceosome. The coding region runs from base 26 to 1765 and encodes 579 amino acids. NCBI's taxonomy places the organism in Eukaryota, Metazoa, Chordata, Mammalia, Carnivora, Hyaenidae. The transcript has 15 exons.
UCUCCGCAGAGGAUCGGUUGCAGUCAUGUCGGCUGCGAUUGCAUCUCUAGCUGCGUCCUAUGGUUCGGGUUCAGGGUCCGAAUCGGACUCGGACAGUGAGGGCGGAAGGUGUUCGCUGCCAGCUGCCGACUCCCUCAUGCACUUGACUAAGUCAGCUUCGGCCAAGCGGUCUCUGGCAGUGGCGGUGGACUCGGCUCCGGAGGUGGCAGUUAAGGAAGAUUUGGAGACUGGAGUUCACCUUGACCCUGCGGUCAAAGAGGUUCAGUAUAAUCCUACCUAUGAGACCAUGUUUGCUCCUGAGUUUGGACCAGAAAAUCCCUUCAGGACACAGCAAAUGGCUGCCCCUAGAAAUAUGCUUUCCGGAUAUGCUGAACCAGCUCAUAUCAAUGACUUUAUGUUUGAACAGCAAAGAAGAACGUUUGCCACCUAUGGUUAUGCACUAGACCCUUCGUUAGAUAAUCACCAAGUGUCUACUAAAUAUAUUGGUUCUGUAGAAGAAGCUGAAAAAAAUCAAGGUUUAACUGUGUUUGAAACUGGUCAGAAAAAAAUAGAAAAGAGGAAAAAGUUCAAAGAAAAUGAUGCAUCUAACAUUGAUGGUUUCUUGGGACCGUGGGCAAAAUACGUGGAUGAAAAAGAUGUAGCCAAACCCUCAGAAGAAGAACAAAAAGAAUUAGAUGAAAUCACAGCUAAGAGGCAGAAAAAGGGCAAACAGGAAGAAGAGAAACCUGGGGAGGAGAAGACAAUCUUACAUGUUAAAGAAAUGUAUGACUACCAAGGCAGAUCCUAUCUUCACAUACCUCAGGAUGUUGGGGUUAAUCUACGGUCUACUGUGCCCCCUGAGAAGUGUUAUCUUCCCAAGAAACAGAUUCAUGUGUGGUCUGGACAUACAAAGGGCGUCAGUGCUGUCAGAUUGUUUCCUCUCUCUGGCCAUUUAUUGCUGUCUUGUUCCAUGGACUGUAAAAUUAAGCUAUGGGAGGUUUAUGGAGAUAGGCGCUGUCUACGAACAUUUAUUGGUCACAGUAAAGCUGUUAGGGACAUCUGCUUUAAUACUGCAGGAACACAGUUCCUCAGCGCAGCCUAUGAUAGGUAUCUUAAGCUCUGGGACACUGAGACAGGACAGUGCAUAUCACGAUUUACAAAUCGAAAAGUGCCCUAUUGUGUCAAAUUCAAUCCUGAUGAAGAUAAGCAAAAUCUCUUUGUAGCUGGUAUGUCUGAUAAAAAGAUUGUGCAGUGGGACAUUCGAAGUGGAGAAAUUGUUCAGGAGUACGAUCGGCAUUUGGGAGCUGUCAACACCAUUGUUUUCGUGGAUGAGAAUAGGAGAUUUGUGAGCACAUCUGACGACAAGAGCCUCAGAGUUUGGGAAUGGGAUAUCCCUGUGGAUUUCAAGUACAUAGCAGAGCCCAGUAUGCACUCGAUGCCCGCAGUGACUUUGUCUCCAAAUGGGAAAUGGCUAGCAUGCCAAUCAAUGGACAACCAAAUCUUAAUUUUUGGAGCACAGAACAGAUUUAGACUAAAUAAGAAAAAAAUUUUUAAGGGCCAUAUGGUAGCAGGUUAUGCUUGUCAGGUGGACUUUUCACCAGACAUGAGCUAUGUGAUUUCAGGAGAUGGAAAUGGAAAAUUGAAUAUCUGGGACUGGAAGACCACAAAACUCUACAGUCGAUUUAAAGCUCAUGAUAAAGUGUGCAUCGGGGCAGUGUGGCACCCUCAUGAAACCUCUAAAGUCAUCACAUGUGGUUGGGAUGGUCUCAUUAAAUUGUGGGAUUAAUGAGAUGAAUCCUUAUUGAGGGUCAUUUUUGAUCCAAUGUCAUAUUUAACUAUAUUUAAAUAUUAAAUGUGUUGGAUGACAACUUGAUUUACAAAUUAUGAUUUCCUUACAUGGCCUUAUGAAGUUGACCCAUUGUUUUAAAAAACAAUUUUUUUUGUAAACUUGUCUCAUAUACUUUCACUGGCAAUUUCAUUUUGUUCUUUGUAGAUGUUAUUUAUAUAUACAGAGAAUGACCAUUGACUUUCCAUUUGGUGAGUGGUAAUUGUUGGCAGGCAGUCGGGGUUUACCCCCUUGAUAUACUGAAAAGAUCUCUUUGGAAUUGAGGAAGAGUCCUUGGUGGAUUUGGAGUUUUUAAAGGAGAUAAUAUAAUUAACGACAAAUAAUUCUGAAAAGCACCGUAUGUUUGCCUCUUCAACAAAAAGGGAAGUAAGGAACAGGAAUGAUGUAAUUUAAUGUGAAUCUGAAAGAAGGAUAAAACCACCCACAAUUACUGGUUCCAUUAUUUUUGGUGGGUCAUGUUCAAAUCUUUUGGAUUCAGGAGUUCUGCUAUUUUUUAUGGCAUAUAUCGUACGUUUACUUGUAAGCCAGCAAUCUUCUCUGACUGCAGAUAUUCCUCUAAUUAUUAAACAGUGGAAAAUAAACCAGAGUUUUUUCCUUGGCUUUCUUCCUGAUCAGUACAGACAGGACUAUAUAUAAUCAGAGAAUUAUGUUAUUUUUGAAGGUGAAACUCAAGAGGAUGAGUGAAGACUUUGAAUUUUAUUUGUAUUUACUCUCUGUAAGGAUCUGGCUACACUUUCAUAAAUCAGGGUCUUCUAGGUCAUUGAUUCAUAGAUGUUACUACUGAAAUACUCCUCAUAGGAGAUAGGGUAUGAGGGCAUCGUCGAAAAAUGUCACCUUGUCAUUUCUUUGAAGUUGUAUGUUUUAUCUUUAAAAUUAUUCUGAUUUUGCUCGUGGAUAUAUUCAACAACUUUUUAAGACUGGAAAAAUGUUUUCCAAAUGGAAAGAAGUUAAAUUGAUACUUUGAGUAAAAGUGAUACUCCAGGAAGAUGGCUAGGGUUCCCUACUUUGAGAAGCAAUCACUGUGGUUAGUUUAAAAAAAAAAA